AUGUUGAAUCUGCCUCUCCACGACAUGAGCCCUAUGGAAUGGCCCAUAGCGGCUUUUAUGAUUAUUAUCCUCACAUUCCUAGCAAAGGGUAUAUACAAUGUAUUCUUCCACCCCCUGGCCAACAUCCCUGGGCCAUUUCUCGCCAGAGCAAGUCAAAUACCUUCGUGGUAUCACGCACAUCGAGGGGACCGGCAUAUCUGGGUAUGGCAACAAUUCCAGAUAUACGGCGACAAGGUACGCGCGGAACCCAACACAGUCCUUUUCAACAGCCCUGAAGCGUACGCGGAUAUAUACAGCCAGAAGUCGAACGUAAGACGAAACAAUUUAUACAAGGUAAUGCAGUUCAACGGCUUCGAAGAUGCAACGAUUACUACACUUGACGUCGCCGAACAUGCGCGGAGGCGAAAGAUCCUGAGUCUCGCUUUCACGGAGAAUUCGGUGCGUGCCGCGUCGAGUUUCGUCAUCCAGCAUUUAGACCGUUGGAACCAACUUCUUAUGGAGGAGAUUGAUUCCGGCUGGUCACCUGCGGUCGAUAUCUCGGAGAAGCUAGAUGGUCUAAUCUUCGAUAUCAUGGGGGAUCUUAGUUUUGGGAAGUCUUUCAAUGUCAAGGAACCCGGGGUUAACCCCCUGAAAACCGUACAACACAGCAUUUCGGAUUAUUUGAAAUUGCACCAUUCGAUGGCCCGCUCCCCCUUUCGUGAUUAUAUCGUUUGGCUCAGGCCUAGGGGCUUGGACAAGCUUUUCGCGUUAUUAACGCCACCAAAUAUGCAGCAAUACGAACGGUUUAUCCAUGAUAGCGUCACCGAGAGGAUUUCCUUGCACCAGGAACAAGCCGAGAAAUUGGAAGCUGAGCGGCGCCAGGAUAUGUUCUAUUUUCUGUGCGAAGCCCGUAACCCCGAUACUGGCCUUCCAGCCUAUAACGAGGCCGAGCUCCGAGCGGAGGCAAACCUAUUAAUUGUUGCCGGGUCCGAUACCACGUCUGUCAACCUCUCCGGCCUAUUCUUUUACUUAACUGGUGACGACCAGCGUUAUCAAAAGCUUGUCCGGGAGAUUCGUACGGAACUUAAAUCCAUUGACGAUAUCGUAUACGGACCCAAGCUUUCAUCUCUGGUAUACUUACGAGCGUGUAUUGAAGAAGGGAUGCGUCUUGCUCCGGCGAUCCCCGGUGAGCUUCCCCGAGAAGUGCUUCCAGGAGGGCUCGAGAUCCAAGGAGAGUAUUUCCCCCCAGGAACCAAUGUUGGUACGCCUAACUGGGCACUAUCCCGUAAUCAGGAAGUUUACGGCGACCCUGAAUUGUUUCGUCCCGAACGCUGGAUUGUAGACGAGGCUACGGGCGUAACGGAGGAGGACGUGAAUAGGGCGCGGUCCAGUAGUCACCCUUUUGCUGGAGGGCCUGGUAGGUGCCUUGGACAAAACUUCGCAAUGAUGGAAAUGAUGAUUAUAGUCGCUCUAACUCUUCACCGAUUAGAUGUCAGGAGGGAGCCGGGCUCUACAUUGGGGUCAGGGGGACCUGAAUAUGGAUGGGGCGCACGCGAUAGGAAGCAGUUCCAGUUGUUUGACGCGUAUAUUUCAAUACGACAUGGCCCAAUGUUACAGUUCAGGAAGAGGCAGCAGUCAGAUUAUGCCUAG
Daldinia childiae is the source of this 1629-nucleotide messenger RNA. RefSeq lists its product as uncharacterized. The transcript has 3 exons. Gene Ontology annotation, molecular function: monooxygenase activity; oxidoreductase activity, acting on paired donors, with incorporation or reduction of molecular oxygen; iron ion binding. Lineage: Eukaryota; Fungi; Ascomycota; Sordariomycetes; Xylariales; Hypoxylaceae. Bases 1 to 1629 code for a protein of 542 amino acids. The record is from RefSeq and is a predicted model, not a curated record.